Messenger RNA from Ochlerotatus camptorhynchus, 1400 nucleotides. RefSeq lists its product as uncharacterized. Lineage: Eukaryota; Metazoa; Arthropoda; Insecta; Diptera; Culicidae. The transcript has 4 exons. The record is from RefSeq and is a predicted model, not a curated record. The coding region runs from base 1 to 1245 and encodes 414 amino acids.
AUGCCUGGAGUCCUGAAAUCGAGCAAUCGAGAAAGUAUUUCCGAUAGCUCGAACAAAACUUUUUUCAUGCCAAACGACCUGCAAGAGUUGCUGCAACGCACGGACACCGGCAGAGCCAUCUUGCGACACGCUGUACACGGACCACUUUCGAAAGACAGCAAGAAAGAACUCUCAGGAAUCAUUGCUGAAGAUCAUUUAAAGCGAAAUGGGAGCCACGGCCGUUUUUCGAAAGAUUUUCUGAAAAACUACUCUAAAUGCAUUGAAUUGCUCUUGCCAAAUGAGAAGCAUGACAUGAUUAUGUAUUACAUUCCUGCUGCACCCCCCGAACGGCGAAACCAUGGCGGAAGCAUUCACCAGGCCUAUAAACGAUUGAAAAGGAGCGUCAGUGGAAGACAAGAGCGAGAAAAGGUUCAUCAAAGGAAAUUGAGUGGGAAAGAAAAUGCCUCUACGCCUGGCGUCACCAAGAGUGACACAAAUAUUGACAUGGCAACACGUUGGUUACAGCUGAAUGUGCAUCCCUGGGAUAUUGUGCUCAAGAUGUGGAAAGAAACGGUUCAGCCUCGUGUCGCCAGUAUCAGGAACCUGAAGUACCCCGAGAUUCUCGUGAAAUAUCCCCACUACAAGGAAGAGCUCGGAUAUCAUCUGAUCGAUGAAGAUUAUCGUGCCUUGGGAUACAAAGAAGGAAAGAAUAACUGGCAAAACGUAAUUGCCAAGCUAAGGACAUAUUUCAUACUCAAAGUUCGCAGUCAAAAUUCUCUUGUUGUACUGGAGUUUAUGAACCGUCCAAAGCAAUCUGAAGAUGCUCUCAUCUGCUGCUUUUUGAUCCUACUCAACUGCUGCGUGAAGCCAAGCAAAGUUACUAAGACCAUGAGGCCAGCUAUUUUGACCGCGCAGGAAGAUGUGUUGAUGUUUGCUGAGAGUUUGGACUCUGCGCGUCAGUCUAUUAGAACACUCUUCGAAGCCUACGCUACUCAAAAAAUUGUUCCACAUCCCAAAAUUGUCGCAAUUGGAGCUGAUUACACCUCCACGAAGAAAGAGUUCUAUGUGCUAUUUGAGGACUUAACUUACAAACUGGACUCAGCAGCUCGGGCUGUAGACGUCAUGAUUAAAUUGUGCAAUGUUUUGAAACUACCGUUUUCCAAAAUCACAAAGCUUGUGUGGUAUACUAUCGAAGAAAUCAUCUACGACAUCCGAGCGCCAGCUCAAUAUAAAGAAAUCGAAGAACUUAAGGCAAUAUGUCUAUGAACAACUCAAUUAGUUGUUUUGUUCAAGAUUGUCGAUACGUUUCCACACAAGCUUCACAAUAUUUGGCACAUUUAAAAACUCACAAUUUGGAAAAACCACUUCGAUUGGUCUGUACUUACCAUAAAUGCACACAGAAAAUGACAACAUUAUACCGA